AACAUCGGCUUUCCCAUUUGGCAUUGGGCGUUUUGUUCAUUCAGAAUCCGGGGUCAAACACGCCUGCUGCCAUGUCUUCCUUGCACUCACUGCUGCCCACUGCGGCACGGGGAUUGGUCUCUUCCUGUCGAUCUGCCCUGCGACCUGGCCCCUUGGCUUCGGUCGUUUCCACUUUUCAGCAGACGCGAUGGGCUAGCAAGGCAAGCGUGAAAAGAGUCAAGAGCCAGGGCUACAAGAGCAACAAGGACAAGGCCAAGGUCAAGGGCAAGAAGGCCACGAACAAAGAAUUCAAGCAGCAUAACCUGAAGGAUAUGGAGCAAUUUGCGCUGUGCGAUGCGAUGAGAUAUAUCCGCGCCUUCGAAGUCGGCCGCCAGCCCACUGUCUCCAAGUAUGAACUGCACAUCCGCCUGAAGUCCAAGCGAGACGGUCCCGUCAUCCGCAACAUGCUCCGAUUGCCCCAUUCGAUCUCGACGGAAUCUCGAAUCGCCGUCAUCUGUCCCCCCGGUUCGAGACAGGAGAAGGAAGCUCGCGAUGCGGGUGCUGUUCUGGUCGGAGAACAGGAGGUUUUCGAUGCGGUGAAGGGUGGCAACAUUCCCUUCGAUCGCUGUAUCGCCCAUCCGGACAGUAUGGAGGCCUUGAGCAAAGCCGGCCUGGGCAGGUUCCUGGGUCCCCGCGGUCUGAUGCCCAGCGCAAAGAUGGGUACGGUGGUUGAAGAUGUGGCCUCCCGGGUCGAGAUGCUACGUGGUGGUACGACCUACAGAGAGCGUGCUGCCGUCAUUCGUCUUCCCAUCGGCCAGUUGGGUUUCUCCCCGGAGCAAUUGCGCGACAACAUGCGUAUCGCUCUGGAGCAGAUCAAGAAGGAUGCCGCCGCCAUGAACGAUCGCAUAGUUAAGGAGAUCUACGAGGUGGUGUUGAGCUCCACGAAUGGCCCCGGCUUCAGCUUAAACGGCGAAUUCAAGUCCGACCAAACCCCAGACACCACCAGCAUGCAUGGCCCAUAAAUAUAGUUUCUUGAAUAUCCCGAGUGUACAGAAUAUGUUUCAUUAGGCAGGACACGGUGUAUAAUGGUAUUGUUUGACAUAUAUCUCCAAAGCAUAAGACUUUUCCCCAACGCC
Messenger RNA from Aspergillus fijiensis CBS 313.89, 1115 nucleotides. RefSeq names its product mitochondrial 54S ribosomal protein uL1m. Lineage: Eukaryota; Fungi; Ascomycota; Eurotiomycetes; Eurotiales; Aspergillaceae. The record is from RefSeq and is a predicted model, not a curated record. The transcript has 3 exons. The coding region runs from base 72 to 1001 and encodes 309 amino acids.